Molecule: messenger RNA, 661 nt
Organism: Raphanus sativus (radish)
Lineage: Eukaryota; Viridiplantae; Streptophyta; Magnoliopsida; Brassicales; Brassicaceae
Exons: 1
Coding region: 68-520 (150 amino acids)
Source: RefSeq, a predicted model, not a curated record
UCUUUCACUUCACGGGCUGGACUUUGUACCUUGCCGUAACUCUCUCCAAAAGCACACCAAAAAAAAAAUGACUUCGCAAAGAACCAUUGUGUUUCUACCAACGCUAAUCUCAUUCAUGAUCGUAUUCAUUAUCUUAGACGCGACGACGACCAUUGAUGGUAGAGAAUUACGACCGGCGGAUCAUGGACUGGAGUACUACUACGAACCAAGCGAAUCGUCAUCGGAAAUGACGUCCUUCUUCGGACCCCCUUCUUGGAAUGAGCUGGAUUCGACACCGUCAUCAUCAUCGUCACCUGCUGCCUCCAUAUUGCCUAGUGCGGUGAAAUCAUCGGCACCGAAAGACCGGGGUGGUGAUGAUGGUCACGUGAUGAAUCACGUGCUGGUUGUGGGGAGCUUCGUGUGUGGACUCACCGGCGUUGCUUUGAUGGUCGCUUCUGCUUUCAUUUAUUUUCGUGGACGAUACCCAAAACUACAAAAUUCGUCUGUUACUUGUGAUCAGAUUCAUGCAGAUACCAAGUAGACGAACCAUUUCAUAUUUUCUUUCUUCUUUUUUUUCCUUUUUGCUGUCUAUAGAUUCUGAAAUUAAUUCUCGAAAAUAAAUUUGUUUUUGUUCACCUGAUUAAUGUGAAUGAUUAUUGUAGAAAGCAAAAGAUUAUUAUUA